AUGCUGCUGUCUUUGACUCGGCCAUCCCUCUCAGGGAUGCUCCUGCUGCUGUUGGUAUCAAACCUCCACCAGUGCGAGACGGUGACUUCUACUUCCACACAAGACUAUGAGGCUGAGCAGAGUGUGGUGUCACUCAAGGACCUGAUUGACCAUGCCCUCACACUGUCACAGACCACCUAUGAUAUCACUAUGGAAAUGCGCAAGUUAUUUUUUUCAGAUGGCUUCUCCUCCAAAAUGUUCCAAAAAUUUGUAUUGGGUUUCCUCAAGGACAAUAAGCACAUGAUCAAGACUCUCAACAGCUGCCACACAUUUUCCCUCAACACUCCAGAAACUGUGAAGGAAGCCCGAGAGAUCUCACUUGAAGAAUUUGUGAAUAUAAUCCUCCGCAUUGUGCAUGCCUGGGAUAAUCCUCUACAUCACCUAGUGACCAAACUCCGUGGUAUGAAAGGUGCCCCUGAUGCAAUUUUAUUAAAAGCCAAAGGCAUUGAAAGCAUAAACAAGGAGCUUCUGAAGAGUAUCAUGAUGAUACUCAGCAAGGUUCAUCCAGGAAGAGAGGAAAAUAAGGAUUAUCCUGUCUGGAAUGAUCUAGAGUCUUUGCAGGCAGCUGAUGAAGAACUUCACUUUUUUGCUCUUUAUAAAUUGUUCUACUGUUUGCGUCUUGAUGCAUAUACAGUUGAUCUUUAUCUCAAGUACCUGAGAUGUGAGCUUAUUGGUGGUGAGAUCUGCAGCGCUGUGAAAUUUUAA
Molecule: messenger RNA, 744 nt
Organism: Meriones unguiculatus (Mongolian gerbil)
Lineage: Eukaryota; Metazoa; Chordata; Mammalia; Rodentia; Muridae
Product: prolactin-7C1-like
Exons: 6
Coding region: 1-744 (247 amino acids)
Biological process (GO): response to nutrient levels; female pregnancy; positive regulation of receptor signaling pathway via JAK-STAT
Cellular component (GO): extracellular region
Molecular function (GO): hormone activity; prolactin receptor binding
Source: RefSeq, a predicted model, not a curated record